Ectocarpus siliculosus is the source of this 471-nucleotide messenger RNA. The record is from the annotation of a GenBank genome assembly. Lineage: Eukaryota; Phaeophyceae; Ectocarpales; Ectocarpaceae.
AUGCCUUACUUCACGUACGGUGGUGGUUGUCUUCCCAUUUUGCUGCUGCACACUCGACACAGUGGGGCGGUUUUGGGCUUGAGCUACCUUACGGAGGACGUGAUGGUCUCUUCGUGUUAUGCUGCGAGUAAUCUGUUGGGCUUGAUCAAGUUCAUCAAGUUCCUCGAACUGGCCGCGGCCAACAUGCUGGCCAUCACCAACCUCGGGAUCUGCAUCAACCUCGCCCUCAUCGUUUCGGAGAAAUAUGAUUUGGCGAUAUUAUCCAUCUACGUCAUCGAGUUAUUCGUCGGGAUCUGCAUGUUCGGGAUCGUGUCCUGGCUGCUGACGUUCCGGAUGAAGGAGAUCAAGGAGUGCUGGGAGGCGCACAUCCGAAUCCGCUACUACUUCGGCCUGACUCUGUUUGGUACUGCAGUCAACCUUGGGCUAGGCAUCUGCGGCGUGGUCUAUAUCAUCGGCGAUCAACAAGAGUGA